UGUGCUCGAUGCUCUCUGGGAAACAGAUCUUGGCAACUACCAAGAUGGGAGUUCCCAAAUGCCCCUUCUUCCAUAUCUGGGUCCAGCAGAUGGCACACGGGGCUUCUUUGGCAGCGGCCAAAGAGCCACUGUGGUAUUACUGCAGAGUGCAAAAGAAGCGACAACUUUCAACCGCUUGUUUGUUCUGGCUCCGGCCACAGGCCUGGCUGACAUCACAUCCUGAGAGCAGAGAGACCGGUACCUCCACCACCGGCAGGGUGGGCACAGCCCAGACAAUCUGAGCGAGUGUCGGGACCUGCUUUCUCUCAUUUGAAGAGAACGAGGCAGGAAGGUGGAUGGGGGAAAAUGCCAAGGAGACUCGCUCUGCCCCUGAGGUCUCCGAGAGGGUUUCCUGCUAUGGGUGACCCAGAAGAGCUGGGAAAAGCUUGAGCAAGCGGAGAAGGGAAGGCCGUUCAGCGUGGAAAGGAACAUGGAUUCUUGCCGAGAACUUCAACUUUUGCAAUUCCACAAUGGUUUCUGGUAACUUGACUGUUUGGGUGGUUUUACUCGUACCUCUUGCCUUCUGGGCAUCCAAGAGCCUCCAGAUGGCAUCACCAGGCACGGCUGAGCCCACGAGCAAACCAGUCGCGGAGCAGCUUCCCAUCCAAACCUUCCAAACAGUUCUGUUGAAACGGCUGGGCUUGGAAAGACGGCCGGACCCCAAACCCAAACUGCUGGUGCCCCAGUACCUGCUGGAUUUAUACCGAUUCUCCUCGAGGCAGCUUCCAGCCUCUCCAAAGGAUACUGAGCAACCUUUCCUGGAAGGCCGAGCAGCGGCAGCCAACACAGUGCGCACCUUCCACCAUGUUGAGCAGCCGGGGCCUUCUUACCUGCUCCCGAACACUGAGGAAUGUAUGCCUCCCGGCCCCAGUCCUGGCUCCAUGCCCACACAAACUGCAGAAGAAGGAGCAUCUCCCUGCCCCAGCCCUGACUCCAUGCCCAGGCAAACGGAGCAGCUAGACCCCUCCCCCUCCUCCACAGCAGAGGAUUCGGGGCCUGUCUCUGAAGGUGCAGGAAACUCGUUCUACUUCCUGUUCAACCUCACUGUGCUGCCCUUGGAAGAGGAGCUGACUGCCCUUGAGUUGCGUCUCUAUCACUCCCCUAAGGGAAGCCAGGGCUUAUACAUCCACGUUUACCACGCCAUGGAUCCCCCACCGGUGGCCCCAAACAAGAGCCGACUCCUCACGUGCAAAUUUGUGACACCCAGCCAGCCCAAAUGGGUGAGCUUUGAUGUGACGGCUGCUUUCCAGAAAGCAAGAGAACGGAAGCGUCACCUGGGGCUUCUGGUCGAGGUGCAACCUUCGAACCGCAGCCAAGAUCUCCCGCGCCAACGGAUUCCCCUCCGUGCAAGACGGUCUCCCGGCCAAGAGGAGGCUCAGUGGGAUCUCGAAAGACCUUUACUGGUCACUUACAGCCAUGACCGAAGAGGGCAACCUCUGACCCACAGAAAAAGGCAAAGCAGAAGCCACCCCGUUAAAGGCAGAGGAGUGAUGAAAGUCCCGGCCUCCGCCAGGAAGCGCAAAGGCCUGAGGCCGAAGACGAAAAGCAGCGCCAGGUGCAGAAGGCACCGCCUCUUUGUGGAUUUCAAGGCGGUGGGGUGGAACGACUGGAUCAUUGCUCCUAGUGGCUACCAUGCUUUCUACUGCUCGGGGGACUGUCGCUUCCCGCUGGCCGACCACAUGAACUCUUCCAGCCAUGCUGUGGUGCAGACCAUCCUGAACUCGGUGAACUCCAAAGUGCCCAAGGCGUGCUGUGUCCCCACGGAGCUCAGCCCCAUUGCUAUGCUUUACCUAGACCAGAACGAUAUGGUCGUCCUCAAGACCUACCAAGACAUGGUGGUGGAGGGAUGCGGGUGCCGCUAGAAGCCAAAGUGCACAGGAUGGUCUUUUCUCAGUAUUGAAACGAGGAGGUGGGGUCUCUCAGUAAAAGCGACGGACAAUAAAGUCGGGCCUGUCAAAGGCAUUUCACGUAUUAUUGCAAAAGAAUGGGAGGGUCAGUACAAGAUCACCGCAGACAAAGAGCUAAAUAGGAUCUUCCCCUAUGACCAAAUUUGCAGAUGAUACUAAGCUAUAGCUAACACUCUAGAAGAACUCUAGACUUGAACACUGGGCCCUAUCUAACAACAUGAAAUUCAAUGUAGAGAAAAGUAAAGUCCUACACUUAGGCAAGGAAAACCAAAAGGACACAUAUAGACUGGGUGAAACCAGCUUAAUAGCAGUAACUGUGAGAGGAAUCUUGGAGUCUUAGUGGACAAGCAGCUAAAUAUGAGCCAGCAGUGUGCAGCGGCAGCUAAAAAAGCCAACGCAAUCCUAAAUUGCAUUAACAGAGGGAUAUAAUCAAGAUCAAGGGAGGUACUAAUACCACUCUAUAAAGCCUUAGUAAGACCACACCUAGAGUACUGCAUCCAGUUUUGGUCACCACACUAUAAAAAAGAUGUUGAGACUCUAGAAAAAAUGCAGAGAACAACCACCAGGAUGAUUAAGGGAUUGGAGACUAAAAUAUACAAAGAGUGGUUGCAGGAACUGGGCCUGGCUAGUCUAGUGAAGAGAAGGACCAGGGGAGACAUGAUAGCAGUCUUCCAAUAUCUGAGGGGCUGCCACAGAGAGGACCACAUUCUGCAGGCCACUGUUGAAAACAGCAAGGCCGUUGUGAUUAAUCUCAUGAGUGAGCAAUGAUCCUUUGUGCUGCCACCUUUUAAUGCAACAAUUGGUCAACAACCACUCUGAAUAUAACUCUUUAUCACUUUCAGCUAGAAGGGACUAUGGGAGCUGUAGUUCAAAACAACUGGAAUACAUAAAAUUACCUGCCCCUUAUUAACGAGUAUCCAGAUAUUCUUAUAGACACAACCGCCAUCAGAUGAACAAUAAAUGAAAUAUUGACCAAGCCUGUCGCAGUGAUAGAGCCCAGACCAAAAUUAAGACAUGCUGAAACUAAGAGCAAAUGUACAUUACUCAAGAGAAAGGUAUCUGUGAAAUGAUCAUUCAAUAAUACUUUGUUUUCUGUAUUUACAUCUGCUUCAUAGCUUUGGAGAGUUUCUCCAGUCAAAAUGUUGUUUUAAUCAGAAUUAUGAAGGCAAAUAUUUGGCACAUAAGUUUCUUAAGAGGCAGAGCAAUCCAGUCUUCCAAUCGCAUGCAGUUUCUUACCCCUCAUUUUGGCUGCAAUCCCAUGGGGCCUUAGAAGGUGGCCCAGAGUGAUGGGUUUCUCCAGAUUAUUAUUCUCUAGUCAGAAAGGGAAUAGAAUCUAACAGGAACAGUUUUCUUGAACCCAUCCUAACAUCAUCCUAACAUCAGGGCUUCUGACUGUUGUAGGAAAUUUGAGAAAACCCACUAUUCCUGGCAAUGUGUUACAUACCUAUGUAUUGCCAUAGUAGGACCUCUGUGGUUCGUAACACAUUGCCCAGGCAUGGUGGGUUUCCUCAAAUUUGAUAGUUGAGAAACGUCAACAUUUUAACACAAAACCACCUCAUGAAUCAAAAACACCCUUAGACAUCCUGUUAAAUCAAACAAACCAUGUUCUAGUUCACAACUGAGCAAGUUGGGUGAACCCAGCCACAUGUGGCUUAUUCAAAAAUAUAAAAAGGUAAAGGUUCCCCUCGCACAUAUAUGCUAGUCAUUCUCAACUCUAGGGGGCGCUGCUCAUCUCUGUUUCAAAGCUGAAGAGCCAGCGCUGUCCGAAGACAUCUCCGUGGUCAUGUGGCCGGCAUGUCUCAACGCCAAAGGCUCACGGAACGCUGUUCCCUUCCCACCAAAAGUGGUCCCUAUUUUUCUACUUGCAUUUUUUACCUGCUUUCGCACUGCUAGGUUGGCAGAAGCUGGAACAAGCAAGGGGAGCUCACCCUAUGAGUCCUUCGGGAGAAGGGCGGUAUAAAAAUCUAAUUAAUUAAUUAAAUAAAUAUUACGCGGCACUAAGGAUUCGAACCGCUGAAGUGCCAACGUUUCGAUCGACAAGCUCAGCGUCUUAGCCACCGCGUCCCACAUUCAAUAAUAUACAACACGCCUAUCCAGAUGGAGACUAGAGUAGUGCGGUGGCCUAGAGGUGGAGCUCUCGCCUCACAACCAGGAGGCUGUGAGUUCGAUCCUAGGUAGAGGCACCUAUUUCUCUCUCUGAGUACAAUGAGAUUAUAUCUGCUGAACAAAACUCCGCAUUGGCAACAGGGAAGGGCAUCCGGCCAUUCAAACACUCUACUAGCUGCAUUCAGUUGCCCAGACUCCACCCUGCAAGGGAUUGCGGGGUGUGUGUGUGUGUGUGUGUGUCAUUAAAAGGAAGAUGAUGAUAUCCAGGUGGAGGCUACUUCUCAUGUGGCAAUAAACCAAGGCUUGUUAACCAUGAUUUGUUGCUGUCAAGCCUUCCAGGUUAACAAAAAGUUAAUAACCCAUAAAAACAAAUCCUGGUUUGUUUGGUGUUUUUUUUUUGGUGUUUGGUGGUGUUGGGUUU
Molecule: messenger RNA, 4473 nt
Organism: Ahaetulla prasina
Lineage: Eukaryota; Metazoa; Chordata; Lepidosauria; Squamata; Colubridae
Product: bone morphogenetic protein 2-like
Exons: 4
Coding region: 510-1901 (463 amino acids)
Biological process (GO): SMAD protein signal transduction; negative regulation of transcription by RNA polymerase II; BMP signaling pathway
Cellular component (GO): extracellular region
Molecular function (GO): cytokine activity; BMP receptor binding; growth factor activity
Source: RefSeq, a predicted model, not a curated record